UCUUGAAAACCAAGUGCGUUUGCUUAGUGUAAGCCAGUCAGUGAUUGGCUUUCCGAGGGCUAGCAGGCGUGACCGCUCAAAUAGUCGUGAAAAUGAUAUCAUUCGAUACGGGUGGAUAAGUUAGAUGAUAUGCGAGGAAGAAAACGGAGCCGAAUUAUUGUUUAGUGCAAACCGAUAAUCUGCAAAUAGUAUGCAAAUAGUGAAGAUGAUAGAUUUACGAUUGUCCCAUCGGCAGCGGAGAGGAUCAACGAUUUUCGGUGGCCGAUUGCCGGUGGAGCAACUUAGGAUUAGUGCAAUCAUUGUGAUUAUAGUCGUUGGCCUGAUCGGAAGCAGCGUCGCAGGACUGGUCGCUAAAGAUGGCAUAGUUGACCUGAUAGAGCAGUUCGACCUGCCUAGGCUUCCAUCGGGUGUAACGCCAGUGCCGGGCAUGUGCAAUGAAACCCGUAACGAUUACCAAACCUACCCGGCGUCAGCCUACAACCUGAAUCAGGAUACAGUGCUCAGCAUUGGAACGACCCAGGUGUUCCCAAAUGGCUUUCCAUCCGACUUCUCCAUCUUGGUCGUGCUCAAAGCCACACCCAAUCUUGUACGGGUUCCACUGUUCACGGUGUAUUCGUCUGAUUCGGAGGAAGUUUUGAUGCUGAUGGUUGGAAUGGAAGUUGCCCUGUAUUAUCAGGACACCGAUGGUAACCCGGAGGAGGAAAGCCUGAUCAGUUUUGGCGUCAACAUAGAUGAUGAACGAUGGCACCGGUUGGGAAUCAGUGUCAAAGGUGAUUCCGUAACACUGAUCAAAGAUUGUCACGAGCAGGUCACUCGUAGACUAAGACGACAAGCUGGUUCAGUCAUUGCCACGGACGGGUUGAUUUUAACAGGCGUUCAACUCAAUGAAGACGAAGGAUUUUUCACCGGAGAUCUUCAACUGUUCAUGUUUGCCGAUACUCCAGAUGAAGCAUUCCACAUCUGUACCAAAUAUGCACCCGACUGUUUGGGGGCGGGCCAUGGCUCUGCAACCGUAACAUCAAGCAUGCAUAGUUUUUCGAGUCCAAAGUACAUCGGGUCAGAACGGAUCUACAUCGUCGACGUCCAAGAGGACCACCAGGAGAGCCUGGUCCUAAGGGUGAACCCGGACGAGAUGGACUACCGGGGCAAGGUGGACCUCCUGGACAACCCUGGUCAUGUGUUCAUGAUUCCUCUGAGCCAAACCGCCAAUGAGAAAGGUCCCGAUUCGCAAGCGGAAGCAUUCCGUGCAAUGUUGUCUCAGCAUAUGAUGGCUAUGAGAGGUGCCGAUGGGCCUAUGGGAUUAACAGGAGUACCUGGUCCUGUUGGUCCUCCGGGACCAGAGGGUACAAAAGGAGAACCUGGAGAUAAUGGUGAACCUGGGUCCGCGAGGGCUUGCGAGGAGCACAUGGGACCACCUGGUCGUGAAGGUCGUCGAGGGCGAGCUGGAAGAGAUGGUGAACGAGGAGUUGUUGGCUUACAAGGUUCAAAGGGUGAGCCUGGCCCAGUUGGCUUACCGGGAAUGGUUGGUGAGAAGGGUGAGCGCGGUCGGCAUGGUAAUAUUGGCGAAAAGGGCGCACAAGGGCAUGAAGGAAUCCAAGGAGAAGAUGGACCUCCAGGUUUACCUGGUCUUCCCGGAGAAUUAGGUCCACGCGGUUUCGCAGGGCCUCGUGGUUUCCCAGGUCCAUCAGGUAAUCCAGGGAUUCCCGGAACAGAAGGUCUCCCGGGCGUUAAAGGAAACCCUGGUCCACAAGGUCAACCAGGAGCACCAGGUCAGACAGGUCCAGCUGGUCCGGUAGGACCUCCCGGACCACAAGGAAAUAUGGGUCCCCCAGGUAUCGCGGGCCCACACGGUAAGCCGGGUAUUCCAGGGCUGCCUGGAGCAGAUGGUGCACCAGGACGCGAAGGAAGCCCUGGCAUCGUUGGACCCAAAGGAGACAUUGGCUCACAAGGAGUGCAAGGUUCUAUUGGAUUUCCUGGCAAUCGCGGCCCAAAGGGUGACGAUGGAGAACGAGGUGGUCCUGGUGACAAAGGAGAUAAAGGUGAACGAGGCCAUGAUGGUGAGAAAGGAGACAUGGGCCCACCAGGUGAGAGAGGAUUGAUCGGCCUGCAAGGCACUGCGGGCAUUGAAGGACCGGAAGGGCCAAAGGGAUUUGAAGGACCUCGCGGAGAAACUGGGCACAUGGUUACCGGGCGAAAAGGUAAACAAGGUGUUCAAGGAUUUGCCGGGUAUCCUGGACCAACAGGCGAUAAGGGUGAUAAGGGGAUAGUCGGUAUUCCUGGUUUGGCUGGUGAUAAAGGCGAGAGGGGAAAUACUGGACUUCAAGGAGAGCGUGGAGAGGUCGGACCAAGAGGAUUCCGGGGAGCUCGUGGUAGACGAGGCGCUGAUGGUACACCGGGACCUAAGGGUGAUACCGGUCAACCAGGAUCGUCGGGACCGCAAGGAGAAAUGGGUCCUCAAGGUAUGGAAGGUCCUCGUGGUUUCAUAGGCCUUCCCGGCCCACAAGGCAACAACGGCAAAGAUGGUCCUCAAGGUACCCCAGGUGAACGUGGCCCUCCGGGAGAAAAUGGGAAUCCAGGCCCUACUGGUACCCCAGGUGUUAUCGGCCCUCAAGGACCAACAGGAGAACCAGGUCCAGUUGGUGAACCCGGAAUACCUGGAUUACCAGGAAUGCCAGGGGAACCCGGAGUUCCUGGCGAUAGCGGUAAAGAAGGUCAGGUUGGUCCACCAGGGCCACCCGGAAAAAAUGGUCCACCUGGUGGGCAAGGUCUACCAGGAUUUCCAGGUGAACGAGGAAUGAUGGGAAUGCCGGGUCUUCCUGGACUGAAAGGUGAAAUCGGAGUACCAGGUCUAGCAGGCCCGGUUGGAGAUAAGGGGCAACCAGGUGAACCAGGAAAAGAAGGUCCUCCUGGACCAGAAGGACGAGGAGGCCCACCAGGACCAACAGGACCAUCUGGUUUGAAAGGAGAACGAGGUGAAAUGGGACUGGUGGGACCAAUUGGUCGAGAUGGACUCCCCGGGCAACGUGGUUUAACAGGACCUCCAGGACCGCAGGGCUCGCCUGGCGAGGAUGGUGAUAAGGGAGAUAUUGGCCCUCCAGGAGAGAAAGGAUUCAAAGGAUCUCAGGGUGAAGCUGGUCCUGUUGGAUCGGCGGGUCCGCAAGGAGGCCGCGGAGAACCGGGUGCAAUCGGACCUCCUGGCGAAAAAGGACCACCAGGGGAAAUGGGCCGUGCUGUCAAAGGCGAAGACGGUCCAACAGGUCUUCCUGGCCCACCAGGUCCAGCAGGUGCCCAAGGAAUGCCUGGACCAUCCGGAAUCAAGGGAGAUCGUGGAGAUGACGGUCUUGUUGGACCUGCCGGAUCUAUUGGUCCUCCUGGAGAACCAGGUAGACGGGGUCCAAGAGGAGCUGAAGGUGCUCCCGGAGCCACUGGCCCAGCAGGGCCUCAAGGUACGAAAUUCAAUGAACCUGGUCCACAAGGACCUCCUGGUCCAGAUGGACCGGAAGGCAAGGAUGGUGAAAAAGGAUCAGUUGGACCAAAAGGUGAAGAAGGUAAAAGUGGUCCACCUGGACCUCCAGGAAAAAGAGGUCCAGCUGGACCAGAAGGACCAAAAGGUGUGGUUGGAUCUCCCGGCUUUCCGGGUAAUCCUGGAGAACCGGGUGUGAUUGGCCCUAAGGGUGAUACUGGAAAGGAUGGAGAAGAUGGAAAGCAAGGUGAACCGGGACAAACUGGCGAUCCGGGCCCACCAGGAAUACCUGGAGAAGUUGGACCUCCAGGAAAAAUGGGACCGGAAGGUCCGGCUGGAUUGCAAGGCUCUGUAGGUCCAUCUGGAGAGAAGGGAGACCGUGGAUUACCAGGUCCAAUUGGAAACCCAGGUCUAGUUGGUCCUCAAGGCAUGCCAGGAGCGCAAGGUCUACCAGGACUGCGAGGAUCGCCAGGUGCAUCUGGAGAAAUUGGACCUGUUGGAAAACCUGGAGAAUCAGGUCCUCCUGGAAAGAUUGGUGAAACUGGAUCGAAAGGCCAAAAGGGUGACCGUGGUCGUCGAGGUUUGAAAGGACAUAGAGGUGAACUAGGUAUGGUUGGAUUGAAAGGUGAUAGUGGUGAAAAAGGCGAUAAAGGUGUUAGAGGCAAUAGUGGCCCAGAUGGUCCGAAAGGACCCCCUGGACCGGUCGGUCCUCUUGGCUUGAAGGGCAAUGAUGGUCCACAAGGUCCGCCUGGUAAUGAAGGGCCGUUAGGUCCAAAAGGUUCAGAAGGUGUUGCUGGUUUGAAAGGUGAGGCAGGACCACCUGGACCUCCAGGUCCACCCGGUCCUCCAGCUGAAGCUCCCCUAAUUCCACCGGAGUUAUUGUUCAGGAUGAGUGAAUUCACUAUGACGAAAGGUGAAGAUCGAAUGAAGCGAGAGGCUGAAGAAAUUCCAGAAGAAGAAGAUGACUUUGACGAGGAACUUUUGAAGAUUGAGCCAAAGAAAAAGAAAAAGAAGAAGAAGAUCAAAGAUGAAAUGGGUCCAAAAUUUUUGGAUAUGUACAGCUCAAUCUACUCUAUGCGCCAAGAAUUGGAUCGAAUUAGGAAACCAGUAGGCACCAGAGAGAAUCCCGGCAGAACUUGCCGAGAUUUGCAUUAUGGACAUCCGCAGUUCAAGGAUGGUUGGUACUGGAUCGAUCCGAACUUGGGUAUGGCGGAUGAUGCCGUUUAUGUCUUCUGCAACAUGACAGCCGAAGGCGAAACAUGUGUUUUCCCAGAUUUGCACAGUUCUCAGAUGCCGAACAUUCCAUGGAGGAAGGAAAAUGAUAAGACCGAUUGGUAUUCAAACCUAAGAGGCGGCUUUAGGAUUUCAUAUGAAACAGUCGGUGUUGUACAGAUGACCUUCUUGCGAUUACUCUCCGAAGGUGCAUAUCAGAACUUCACGUAUACCUGUAUGAACAGUGUCGCCUGGUACAGCAAUCAAGAGGAAAACCAUGACGAUGCGAUUCGCUUCCUCGGUGACAACGAGAUCGAUAUUGGUUACGAAAACUCCAAAUUGCGACCAAAUGUCCUGGUGGAUGGUUGCAAAUCUGGCAAAAGCAAAAGCGAGACAAUUUUUGAAAUUCGUACAACUAAACUGCAAUAUCUUCCGAUCAUUGAUUUCUACCCGGUGGAUUAUGGACAACCACAACAAGCGUUCGGUUUCCAAGUAGGACCCGUAUGCUUCAAAUAGUUUUGGAAAGAUGGCUACCGAGACAAAUUGCUUCAAAGAAUUAUAGGAUAUGAUUUAUGGAACACGCUAGGGAUGACGCUAGAAUUUUUUGCAUUUUGCGAGAAGUAUUCCUAUGAUAUGUAAGAUACGUACUAGUGGUAAGAAAUAGGCGAUAAUUAGCAAUGCACACACAAACUAGCAUAAUACAAAGGGGAACUAGGCUAAGCUUAGGUAAGAACGUAACUACAAAGGACUGAACAACAUCAUAAGUCAGGAGGGGAAUCUACCAUCAAACAUCCAUGACUUAGUUGUAAAAUUAGGUUGAAUAUAUACUUAAGGACGCACACAUUCAUUCCGCAUUCAUCACAACGCAAAAAGAUCCCAAAUCACUGCCAAAUAUCUGAUUUGUGAAUUGUAGGAGAAAUAUAUCGUCGAUUGUUUGAGCAAA
Messenger RNA from Aedes aegypti (yellow fever mosquito), 5618 nucleotides. Its product is annotated as collagen alpha-1(V) chain. The record is from RefSeq and is a predicted model, not a curated record. Lineage: Eukaryota; Metazoa; Arthropoda; Insecta; Diptera; Culicidae. Gene Ontology annotation, molecular function: extracellular matrix structural constituent.